AUGGGUCAGGGAAAUCCCGAGUCCCGCUUAAGCAUGCGAACGAAAAAAAGGCCCGUCGUCGACGACGACAACGACGACCCGCGAAGCUGGAUUCCGCUGCACGUCUUGAAGUAUGACGACGAGCAUGGCAUAGGCUCUAGUGAUAGGCUGCAGGGCAGCUUGGGGACAUUUCUUUGGGCGAAAAGUCCCUCGAUAUUGCAAAUCAGAGUGGUUAUCGAUUGA
Molecule: messenger RNA, 222 nt
Organism: Morchella importuna
Lineage: Eukaryota; Fungi; Ascomycota; Pezizomycetes; Pezizales; Morchellaceae
Exons: 3
Coding region: 1-222 (73 amino acids)
Source: RefSeq, a predicted model, not a curated record